This is a messenger RNA of Mercenaria mercenaria, 2504 nucleotides long. RefSeq lists its product as uncharacterized. The record is from RefSeq and is a predicted model, not a curated record. NCBI's taxonomy places the organism in Eukaryota, Metazoa, Mollusca, Bivalvia, Venerida, Veneridae. The coding region runs from base 107 to 1657 and encodes 516 amino acids. Gene Ontology annotation, cellular component: mitochondrion. The transcript is spliced from 2 exons.
AUACAAUGUACUACUACACGGGGUGAGUGCGUGUGGGGAUAAAACGUAAACAAACAAUCGAACGACGUGUUUUAUUUAUCACUUCUGUUCCGGACAUCGUAUAAGUAUGUUACCUCUUUGGAGAAUUAUUCCUCGGACCCAGGGCGUGUUUAUAAAAAGGAUUUAUUCAGGGGUCUCUAAACCGGUUGUGGAAUUUCCUGUACAUGUAUUCGGACAGGCAGGUGUGGCGGGUUCUGGGAGAAUUGGGGAUGCGAAGAGAGGUAUCGUUUCUAUUGAGGGCGUUCAAGGCGAGCAUCAAGAACUCCAGGUGUCUGAGGCUCGGAGGGUAAUGCGUUUAGCCACAGAAUAUCAGUGUCAGGGCCCAAGUAUUCAAGGGACACAGGACAAUCAGGAUUAUUCCUCUAGCAGUUUGACAGGUCAUGAUUUGCAAGAAAGUGGUUACGAAGCACAUGAAACUUUGUCUAAAGAAGACGUGCAUUCAUCUGUAUUUGAAGGACUUGGAAGUCAUGUAUGUCUUAACGGCUGCAUGCAGAGUAAUGUUCCCAAACCAUUUAACACCGUGAACUCGACGUCUGGAUAUGGAAGUUACCUAAAUAUGCCUGGGGGCGGAGGCAAACUCCUUGAUAAGUACUGCUCUGGGAGCAGCCAAGAUUGUCACCAGUCAAGGAACUUUUCCACUUCCAUCAGACAGUGGGCAAGUCAGCAAGGUGCCCAGGAUACCGCAUUUGAAGAAGAGGAAUACCUUACUGAUCCAACACCCCAGGGAAUACAAGGGGAUAACUGUGUACAGUUCCGGUUGUGGAUGGAGAAUUGCCAACGAUACAAUUUGCCGAACUGUGAUGAGCAGUUAGAAUCUAUAACAGCUGGAAGGAAAACGCUGGCUCAAGUUUUUCAGGAACAACAAGAAAUAAUAAGACUUGUUGCUGAAAGUUAUAAAAACAAUCUACGUCAAUCUCAAAAACAAAUGGACAGUGAAACCAAUGCACAGGGCCAGCAAGACUAUUUUGGGUAUAGUUUUGAGUUUUCCACGACAGAUCCUUGCCCUCAAGGACUUCAGGGUGACCAUUGUGCUAAUUAUAAAGUAUGGGCACACAAUUGCAGUGCUUUUGGAUUCGGUGAUUGCAAUGAAAAGUUACGGGACAUUCAAUCUGGAAGACGGAUUCUACAAGACGUUUUUGAUGAACAGGAUCAAAUGAUUCGUAAAAUAGUCGCAGACUUUCAACAAAAGAGGUCUUACAGCACCAGCAGUAAACCAGAGGUGGGUAAAACCCAGAAUUCAAACACGGACUCUACCUCCCCACAUAGCACUCCCCCUGAUGAUUUACAAAAAUUAAGUCAAAAAGAUCAGUUAAAACGUGCUGUUAAACAGUACGGAGGGACUGUUGUAGUAUUUCAUAUAGGUAUAUCUCUUAUUUCACUUGGAGGCUUUUAUCUCGCUGUUUCGAGCGGGCUUGAUGUUGUUGCAAUUCUGACAAAGCUUGGCGUCAGCGAGGCCGUCCUUCAGUCCAAGAUAGCCACAGGGUCAACGACAUUUGUAAUGGCGUACGCUGUCCAUAAAGUGUUUGCGCCGGUCCGCAUCGCCAUCACAUUGAGUUGUACUCCAUUCAUUGUCGGAUAUCUUCGACGAGUCGGCUUUCUCAAGCCGCCGAAAAUAUAGCUUCAGAUUAUCAUUGAUUGCGACAGGAUGAAAAUAUAACUUUGCAACGAUACAUCUACAAUGCUGUACAUAUUCAAUGUGCGUGGGCAAUUAACAUUUACAAUAUGUAAAUAAAUCAAAAGUGAAGAAAAAGAGUACUGCUAAGUAUCAACGACACAUGUUUUGUACAGAAUUUUUAAGUUCAGAUUUUUGUUUGCUUAAAAAAACCUGAAAAGUGGAUUUAAUUUUCAUUACUUAUGAAGGAAUAAGUUAUGAAGGAAUUCAUGAAACAGUUAAUUUUAGACGUUUAUUGCAGAGCAAAUGUUAAGUCAAUUACAGAAUAUGGCGCUAUUUUUGUUUUUGUAAUAGAAACGUCAAAUUUUCCUAACUUUAAUUUUACUCUGAUUCUAAACAAAAGAUAGAUCUUAAGUGUGGCAGAUUUUUUUCUUUAAAAAUAUCAACAAAGGAUGUCCAGCAACAUUAACUUUGUAAUUCAUCACAUGUUGUUUGAUUUUUUAAAAUUUAAAGUGUGACGUAACUCAUUUAUGCAAAAUGUUGUGUUCUCUGCAUAAGAAGAUGUUUUUGUGUAAUCAUAUUUGACCAUGUAUGUGCUUAAUAAGUUGCCAUUCGUCGUUAUGAAAACGAUAUAAAUUGAAAACGUAAAGCACUGUCCUUUGUGAAAUAACACACGUAUAUAUGUAUCUUAUAAACUAUGUGUUUUAUAAACGAUGGCUUAAUUUGUUUCAAGGGAAUUCUAAUCGAGCAUAUCAUUUUCUUUUUUAAUAUGAAUGGCUUUUUUUUAAUUAUGGAUUUUUUAUACCACCACUUGUUCAGAAAUCCGGCAUUACGUAUAAAUUAUUUAGAAUUU